Pomacea canaliculata is the source of this 4377-nucleotide messenger RNA. Its product is annotated as homeotic protein ocelliless-like. Gene Ontology annotation, molecular function: DNA-binding transcription factor activity, RNA polymerase II-specific; RNA polymerase II cis-regulatory region sequence-specific DNA binding. Gene Ontology annotation, biological process: regulation of transcription by RNA polymerase II. The coding region runs from base 723 to 2537 and encodes 604 amino acids. The record is from RefSeq and is a predicted model, not a curated record. Lineage: Eukaryota; Metazoa; Mollusca; Gastropoda; Architaenioglossa; Ampullariidae. The transcript has 7 exons.
GCGACGCUGGAAUGAAAAAAUAAAAAUGAAACUUCGUGUGGUUGUUAGUAAAGUUAGGGGUUUUUCCUACAUGUUCCUUCUUCAGCAACGGUCAAACCUCAAGCCGAGCAGAAAGGUCAAGAGGCGCGGCACCAGCGUUCAGCUUGAUCUCUCACCCAUACAGCCUACACACCACCACUAUCCAUGUUCCCCAGUCCUUUGUCAACUUAUCGCAGUUACACCUACCUCCUAGUUCCCUCAGCCCUGUACCAUCUCCUCCCCCUCCCUCCUUUAAACACGGACACCUUUCGCGUUCUCCACGGCCUGUUGAGCUCGACACCACUCCCCCUUCUCCCCCUAGCGUGGACGAUUGCCGCCCCUGGCCAGCGAGUGGACAAGGACGGACCGCGCAGGUAGCACGGGGAGUGACGUGUCGCCGCUCCUACACGGCACCUGAGCGACGUCACCGAGAUGGCUGUCGGACAGACCCCGCUGGACGCUUUACCUUCAAGCUCAAGUGCUAGUCUCCCCCUAAGGGCAAGGUGAACAUGUAACUGCCGUGGCGGAGCAGCGAAGUAACUGAAAAGAGCAGGAAGACGGAUUUACUCCGGGAGGCAAAACAGAAGCAGCUACAGCAUCACCAAGUGCAAUUUGCCAGUCCUUCCUGCGCCACAGCGACGUUGCAGCAACAAUCGACGUGACGGGGGUGGCAGCCACACUGUCGCCGCCGUGGAGUCUGGGACAUGCUGCAAGUGGAUAACCUCUCGCCCUCAGCCACGCUCACCUCAGCCGCCAACACGGCUUCCGUCGCAUCUACCGCAGCUCUUUCUGCAUACGAGAACCAGAACAGGGGGGUGACAAAUCUCGCCCUCCCCCAGUCUUCGCGCCCCCACCCAUCCGCCUUCCAAGACCACUGUCCGCAGGUUCAAGAAGGAGUCAGGAGAGCAGGAAGUGUUCUAGUUCACUGGACACAUAAUGGGCCCAGCAUGCAGUCGGCUGCUGGGAACGCGACCGACGAUGAUGACGAUGAAGAUGACGACGAUGAUGAUUCUCGCCCUUUCACCCCUCCACCACCCCGCGGACGCCUCAGCUACACGCGGUACCAGUUGGAGUUGCUGAACGGCAUUUACCAAGAAGUGCGCUACCCCAAUACAGUGCAAAAGCAACUGAUCGCAAAGCGCGUGGGGAUCACCCGCGAACAAGUCAAGAUCUGGUUCCAAAACCGUAGGCGAAAGGACGUAGUGGGAAGCAGAGCGGGAAACAGAGAUGCAGCCACCGCCGAGAAAUCCACCAAUGACUCUACUUCAGCCACUCGCGAUGCCAUCAUCAGCACCACGGCAAGCAGCAGGAGCACGUCCCCCAGCGUGUGUUCCAAGGAGGAAGACUCUCCAGACGCGGAAGGUGCUUCAGACAUGCUUUACGUGGGCAACGGGGCCACGGGAGAUAACAGAGCUGGCCACGAGGCUGACCUAAGGGGUGCCAACGUCGGCAAGACGGCCAGUCGAAUGGUGCCGGAAGUGGUGAUGCGCAGCGUCAUCUCAGAACUGGGACGCUUCAGCAGCGACAAGCUCAAGUCCAAGAAGAACAAGCGCAAGAACCGGCUCAAGCAGCGCGGGCGCACUCCCUCAUCGUCGUCGUCCUCAGCAGGAGGUGGGUCUGGAGGAGGAGGAGGAGUGCCGGUCCGAUUUACUCCAGGAGGUAUGGUGGCCGGAGAGGCCAGCGACGGGAGCGUACAUGCGAGGUCCUCCCUGAGCCGGCUGUUCUGCCCUUACGACAUGGUGGCGCCGCCUAACAAGGUCACUCCAACGGCUUUCCUCAACACCGCCGCCAACCGCUUCUACCACUCGUACGGCUCCUCGGCAUUCAGCAGUCCGCGCGAUAUCCGCCCCGACUCCCUACCCCCGGGUGGAGGCAUGGCCUGCAUGCCCAACCUGGAGGGGGUGGGCCUGUCCCCCGGCAUGGGAGGGGCUGUUCCUUCCGAUGCCAGCCACCACCACCACCAUCACCCGGUACUGUCGGGACUAGGAAUGGCGGGUGUGGGGCUCAUGCCUGUGGGCCAACCGCCAGGGACGGGGGCGCAUGAAGGACUUCCUGUGCUGUCCGACAUGCUGGGGCCUCAUCAUCACCGCCACCCUCUGGACUCCAGCACCCUCGGGAGGGAGGUCCGAGAGUCCUCCUCGCAGCCACAUCCCGCAGAGGACGCGAGUGAAAACAGGUCGACCACCCAUCAUCACAACCACCUUUCUCCCUUCAACAUGUCGUCAUCUUCUGCGCCUUCGUUGUCGAUGAAUCGUGUCUUCCCGUUCCCCAUUUUUGCUGAUCCUCCCAUCGUCCUAUCCAACCUAAACCAGCACGAGUCUUUGAGGGGACACUCAAGCUGGCCCGCCCUUCCGCCCACCCAUCUGAACCCCAUGUCCACGCUGGACGAGUCCUACAAACCUGUCCUGAUUUCCUCCAUCACCAACCCCUUCUACACGCACUCGUCGCCAACGCCACAUUGGCCCAUCCAGCACACAGCGCCAGAUUCUUCUUCUGCGGGAGGUUUUACUCAACUGUGACAACGCUCAGGCUCUUGUUAACAUGAAAAAGUGGGAGACACUUAUGUGGGCUUUGCCGGGAGGAAGUGUACGACAUUUAUGUGGGUUGUGAGACCCAACCGCACGAACAGACAGAACAGGCCUGUGAUACGCGAGUGCGACGUAAAGUGGUUGCCCGUUACCAACCAGACGAAUAAACAUUUCAUCUCACACCACGCAAAACUUUAAAUAACAGUUUCGUCUACUGACUGACAUUUUAGAAUGCUGGUGUCUCACAUAUUUUCUAUUGCCAGUUCGCACAGAGGAACAUGUUAGUUUAGCGCUGCACGUAUCGGAGAGAUUUUCUUCUUUUUACGUGUUUCAUUCCGAAGCCUUGCAGCGAGUGUGCUGAUCUAUGAACAUGUGAAUAUAAAUUUAUUUCUUUUCAAGUUAUCUUUUUUAUUUUCUAUUUUUCUAUUUUGUUGGUUUUUAUUUUUAGGGAGGUAUUAAGUGAGUUUUACUUCCUUUCCUUCCAAGUGUUUAGUAUAAAACUGUUCCACACUCUUUUAACAUUUCAUUUGUAGACAGAGUUGCGUAAGUCCGUCCGUGACUUGAUGCAGCGCUAGAUGCAAAUAUCACUUUACAAAAGCAAAGUCUACAUUUAAUUAACAUGCUCUUCCAGUUCUCACACUCCAGAUAAUUUUUAAAAAUGUCAUCGUAAAACUUACGAGAAAAUUUUCGUUGCAAUAGGAAACCUCGGAGACUCUGACGUAUAACUGUUGCGAUUGGUCGGUUUCUAAGAAAUAUAUUUCACAGGUUAGUAAACAAAUAUAUUUCACAGGUUUGUAAACAUGAAUGUUUCGUUGCAAAAUUUUAACAAGUAUGGACUUAUAAUACAUGAAUGCAGAAAAUCCAUUAUGAAACCCUGGUGAAGAAAAUUGUCUGGUUCUCGCAAUCGCUAGAAAAACACAGCAGGAUUGGCUGUUCCACCCAGGAUGCCAUCCAAUCAGAGGCCUGCAAAUGUCUCAUGCCCCUCCUAUCCCCACAACGUCGAGAUAAGAGAAACUUCCAUUCGAAGCAAAUCUUUCCUAGUAACAGCGGUUUCGCCAUUUUGCUACGUCUGCUUUUCUUUCAGAAUUUAAUCCCAGAGAAGUUUUUAAGUCCAAGGUUCCACAGUCGACGGUACUAUUGCUGAAGCGAAGCAAGAAUGGCACAGGAACCUGCCUCAAAAUCGAAGAUGACUCCGAUGGAAGCUGACGUUACAUGGAGAGAAUUCGUACGCGCCAUCAUGAGGAACCAGCUGAUUGUCUGGCCUCGCCGCUGGACCUUCAGGGUCAACAUGACGAAGGAGAUGUACGAAGCAAUGGAAGGCAAGCGGCCAUGGUCUCCUUUCGACGACAAGAAGAAGUACCCGCUGCCUCAUACACCAGAAGACAUGAAGGCGGGGGCUAUCAUCCUACCUCCCAUCGAGAUGCCACCGCCAUCUUCAUACCCUAGAACUUCUACCGGCCUGUAUGGCUGGCGUCCGAUGGGUCCGGCGUCAACACUUCUGCAGACACGCCUCAAUUUGAUCAAGAACGACUUCGGCAAGCAGGACAUCGUCAAAAGUUUUGGCUGGCCGGGGCCGAUGCCCUAACAAUCCCGUACAUACGGGUGCUGCUACUAACGUUCAUGCUGCACGUGCUGUCAUUUUGCCGUCUCUUUGAUUAGUCAAAUCGUGCCACGCGAGCGGUCAAACAGCAAGAGGCGUUUAGACUGAACACAACAAAGAAAAAUACAUUGCUCAUCGUAUUUGCAAACCGAUGAAUACGUCGAAUGCUUUGAAAUUAUGCAAGCGCGUGCAGCAAAGAAUAAAGACUGCCACAAGCUGUUGUCAGCUGCC